ACUUGGCUCGUAAUUGCAUUUCAGCCACUAAGACCGAAGCAACUUUGGGAGCUGCUGAGGAAAAGCAACAGAACUGGGAAAUACAUGAAUCAGUAGAAGCUGAUGUCAGUGCAUAUCUAUUUAUUUAUUUAUUUAUUUAUUAAUUAAUCAGUCAGUCCUUUGCACUUCUGUGGUCUUUGGAAGUGUUCCGGUGUGUUAUGGUCUUUGUUUUCUGUUCAGCUUCUGCUUUUUUGAUACAAUGUGUUUGUUUUUUUCUUUCUUUCUUUUUUUUUAAUCACACAAAUUAGUUUUAUGUUUAUUUUAUUUUAACUAGCCUACAAAAAGCCAUCUAAGAAGCACUUAUACAAUAUCGUUCAUAUCCAACUUAUGGUCUAGUACACUCAUUGUCCUCAAAAUUAGCACGUGAGUAGAAUGACUCGGGCAUAUUAGAGAAUACAAUUUUCUAAUGAGUAACAUUUUUUUCCACUGUUGGCUUCCGUGACAGAUAAUAUUUUUAUAUUGAUAUUAUUCUGCACGGUGGCCUAGUGGUCCAGUUGUUACCGCGUCCACCUCGCAGUGCAGAGGUGCAUGGUUUGAUUGCGGCUCCUUCCUGUGUGGAGUUUGCAUCUUCUCCCCAGACCUGCGUGGGUUUUCUCCGGGUACUCCGGUUUCUUCCCACAUUCCAAAAACAUGCACGGCAGAUUAAUGUUACACCCGCGCUGCAAGAAGGAGAGAUACCGACGCUCGUUCCUACCGACUGCUGUCAGGCUGAUGAAUAAAAAAAUAACAAUCAUAAUAAUAAUAAUUAUUAAAUGAUGUGAAAGACAAUUGAAAAUAGCACUGGGAUUUAUCCAUUUUGUGUUUAUAUUGCACUUAAUUGAACGGUGUUUGUUGGGGUUUUUUUUUUUUCUUCUUUCUUCUUUCUACCUACAUUCUUGCUGCUGGAGGCUGUAAAUUUCCCCAUUGUGGGACAAAUAAAGGAUAUCUUAUCUUAAUGGAACACUCUAAAUCAGGGGUGCCCAUUAGGUAGAUCCUGAUCUACCGGUAGAUCUAAGACAGGUCCCAAGUAAAUCCGAGGAAUGUCGAGAAAAAUCAACAAACAACCAUUUGUGUGUCUUUGUACAUGUUAGUAAUAUAUUUUUUGUGUGCGCGCCGGUAAGUGUAGAUCCCGGGAGGUUAGUUGAUCGAAAAGUAGAUCUUCGAUCCAAAAAGUUUGGGCACCCCUGCUCUAAAUGGUCCGCAGGUGUGAGUGUGAGCGCGGAUGGUUGUUCGUCUCUGUGUGCUCUGCAAUUGGCUGGUAACCAGUUCAGAGUGUCCCCCUCCUACUGCUCGAAGACAGCUGGGAUAGGCUCCAGCACCCCCCACGACACGCAUGAAGAUAAAGCGGUUUGAAAAAUGAAUGAAUGAAUGAAUGAUUCUGCACACUGGUUGGAUAAAUUUGACUGGCAGACUAAAAGGACAACUCUAGCUUCUGUUUUUCUCCCUGCUCAGCAGCUCUGGCUGCAGGGAUUCGGAAGGCUAAAUUGACCAGCAAGACUUUCGGUUCCUAGUUAGAUAAAGUUCUCCUGGUUCGCCCAAGUUGUUGCACUCGUGCACUGAUCCUCUCGUGAGAGUCAUAUUUGCCUAUGUGGUGAGACACUGUUUGGAGGCUGAAUGACUGGCAGGUUCUUGUGUGCUGUCAAGCAGUCGUUCAAACUGAGGUUCCAAUACCAUGUUUGAUUUCAUAGUGGUGACACUGGAAGAGACCAGCGAGAUCUCUCAACGGCAACUCGUGGAACAAGAGACUCGGGAGCUCCGAGUUGAAGCCCAACCAGUGACCUUCACAAAGAAACUGCAAAGUCUAGAGGCCGACGAGGGAUCGACGGUUACUCUUCGAUGUGAGACUUCGGAGCCUUUAGUCUCAGUGGAAUGGAAAAAGGAAGCGCAGGUCCUGACGUCCGGAGAUAAGUACCGGAUAAAGCAGCAAGCGUCUGCGAAUGAACUGCUUAUCACCCAAGUGGUGCCUGAAGACAGUGGAGACUACAGCUGUGUGUGUGGAACACAGACAACGACGGCUUGUGUCAAGAUCAUGGCCAUGAAGCCACCAGCUUCCCUCCCUGCUGCUAAAGUGGAAACUAAAAUACCAGAAGAUAAAGAAAAAGCGGAAGGUAUUAAUGUUCACAUGGCUUUCAGCUUUACAUGCCCUGUCCAGUCUGGAAUUUAAAAAGUUGUAGCUUUUGUUUGUUUGCUUGGUUUUGAAUGAUUGCCAUUUCUUUGCAUUUGCUGUCUUCAGUAAUCAUUUGUAUGGAUGAAAUGCAGUUUACAGGAUAUAAGCUUGAAAUUACAGUCAUUUAUUUUUGCAACUCUGAAUGCUGAGAAAUACUGUCAAUG
Hippocampus zosterae (dwarf seahorse) is the source of this 2349-nucleotide messenger RNA. Its product is annotated as obscurin-like. Lineage: Eukaryota; Metazoa; Chordata; Actinopteri; Syngnathiformes; Syngnathidae. The transcript is spliced from 3 exons. The coding region runs from base 1691 to 2182 and encodes 163 amino acids. The record is from RefSeq and is a predicted model, not a curated record.